AUGGCCGCCGCGGCGUCUGCGAUCUUUAGCAAGGGGAUAGGCAAUGCCGGGAAGGAAAGCACGAUGCGAGGCCUGGUAUCGUUCAUUGCCGAUCUCAGGAAUGCCAGAGCGCGAGAGCUGGAGGAGAAGCGCAUCAACAAAGAGUUGGCCAACAUCCGGCAGAAGUUCAAGGGUGGCAGUCUGUCGGGCUAUGACAAGAAAAAGUACGUCUGCAAGCUGCUGUACAUCUACAUUCUGGGAUGGAACGUGGACUUUGGCCACCUGGAAGCCGUCAACCUGAUCUCCGCAACGAAGUACUCGGAGAAGCAGAUUGGAUACCUGGCUGUAACGCUGUUCCUCCACGAGGAGCAUGAGUUGCUACAUCUGGUGGUGAACAGCAUACGGAAGGAUCUGGCAGAUCACAACGAGCUCAACAACUGCCUCGCGCUCCAUGCAAUUGCCAAUGUUGGAAGCAAGGGCAUGGGCGAGGCCUUGUGUGCGGAUGUCCACCGGCUAUUGAUCUCUCCCACUUCCAAGCCAUUUGUGAAGAAAAAGGCCGCUCUCACUCUCCUGCGACUUUAUCGGAAGGUUCCCGCCAUCGUACAGCCGGAAUGGAGUGAGCGAAUUAUAGCUAUAAUGGACGAUCCGGACAUGGGUGUGGCUCUCUCUGUAACGUCUCUCGUCAUGGCACUUGCACAGGACAGUCCAGAGGUAUAUCGAGGAAGCUACGUGAAAGCCGCACAGCGACUCAAGUCAGUCAUUGUCGAUCAGGACUACAUGGGCGACUAUGUGUACUACAAAGUGCCUUGCCCGUGGCUGCAGGUCAAGCUUUUACGUUUAAUGCAGUACUUUCCACCUUCGGAAGACUCACAUGUUCGCUCACUCAUGCGCAAAUCAUUGCAAUCUAUUCUGGACAGCGCCAUGGAGUCGCCCAAAAAUGUCCAGCAGAACAACGCGCAGAAUGCGGUGCUUUUCGAGGCCAUUGACCUGAUUAUUCACCUUGACACGGAGCGUGACCUGAUGGUACAGAUAUCGACCAAGCUCGGGAAGUUCAUUGGUUCUAGAGAGACCAAUGUGCGUUAUCUCGGGCUUGAAGCGAUGACCCAUCUCGCAGUUCGUGCAGAAACCCUCGACCCGAUCAAGAAGCAUCAGGACAUCAUCAUUGGUUCCCUUCGAGACCGCGACAUCACAGUACGGCGGCAGGGUCUUGAUCUGCUUUACAGCAUGUGCGAUUCCACCAACUCGCAGAAGAUUGUGGCAGAACUACUCAAAUUCUUGCAGUCGGCCGAUUACGCCAUUAGGGAAGAGAUGGUCCUCAAAAUUGCUAUCUUGACGGAGAAGUAUGCCACGGAUGUCAAGUGGUACGUCGACAUCUCCAUGCGCCUCAUUGCAAUGGCUGGCGAUCAUGUCAGCGACGAAGUUUGGCAGCGAAUCAUCCAAAUCGUAACAAAUAACGACGAGCUCCAAAUAUACGCCGCGCAGAACAUCCUCCAGUACUGCAAAGCGGAGCAUUGCCACGAGACGCUUGUCAAGAUCGGAAGCUACAUUCUCGGCGAGUUUGGACACCUGAUUGCAGACACACCAGGUUGCAGCCCUAUCGAGCAAUUUCUUGCUCUUCAAGCAAAGUUCGGAUCGAGCCCCCCCAACACCCGAGCAAUGAUUCUCUCAGCCUUUGUAAAGUUCGUCAAUCUAUUUCCUGAGAUCCGACCUCGGCUAUUGGAAACGUUCGAGAUAUACACUCACUCUCUUGACUCGGAGUUGCAGCAGCGGGCGUGCGAGUAUCUUGCGAUAGCGAGCAUGCCUUCUGACGACCUUCUGCGUACAAUCUGCGAUGAGAUGCCGGCAUUCCCGGAAAGGGCGUCUGCGCUUCUGUCAAGGUUAGACAAGAAGCAGGGAGCUGUCGGAGAUAAGCGUACAUGGGCCAUCACGGRCAAAGAUGCUGUGCCUGGGCUCGAUCGUAGCGCAACCCUCAAGCGCAACUUCUCUGCUGCUGCUCCGGGCACAAAUGGCCUCGCCACCAACGGCACCAACGGUGGGAUGAAGUCACCCAUUGAAGAGUUAGCUGGGCUUGACUUGACAGGCGGUGCAGUCAAUAUGGCCAGCGCCCAACAUCUGUCGCCAGGAUGGGACAUCGGCUACAAUAGGCUCUUGAUGCGGACAGAGGGUAUUCUGUAUGAAGACCUACAGAUACAAAUUGGUCUGCGGUCUGAGUACAGAGGUGUUGUUGGCUGCAUCAUUCUUUACAUCAGCAACAAGUCCUCAGCGCCCAUACAGUCUGUUACUACUACACUGGACAAUCGCUCUUCGGAACAAUUGAAGGCUGACAUAAAGAACUUGCCCGAAACUAAUUUGCAUCCUGGCGAGCAGACAUCACAAACCAUCACGUUCGAAGCCAAGGGGGUCUUUACUGACCCUCCCACGAUUCGAGUUUCAUACAUGGCUGGGGCUUUGCAAGGGCUGACAUUGCAAUUACCCGUAGUGCUGCACAAGUAUAUGGAAAGUGCAGUCCUUAACUCGGAUGAGUUCUUCAAGCGAUGGAAGCAGAUUGGCGGCCCGCCGAGAGAAGUCCAGGAGAUUUUCGACGCCUACGACAUAUCGACCGAUAACACCCGAAGACUACUGCUGGGUUUCAAGUGGGGUGUCUUGGAUGGUGUUGACCCCAAUGCGAAGAACUUUGUAGCUGCUACAGUGCUGCAGACGACUGCUGGAAAGUACGGUUGUCUCUUGCGACUGGAGCCGAACAUGCAGAACAAGAAAUACCGAUUGACAAUCAGAGCGACAGACGAGGCUGUGCCGCCCAUUUUGAUGAAGAUCAUGAAGGAGAGGCUGACCCAGCCUUGGUCGAUUUGA
This is a messenger RNA of Ramularia collo-cygni, 2829 nucleotides long. RefSeq names its product related to alpha-adaptin C. Gene Ontology annotation, molecular function: clathrin-cargo adaptor activity. The transcript has 2 exons. Gene Ontology annotation, biological process: intracellular protein transport; clathrin-dependent endocytosis. Gene Ontology annotation, cellular component: membrane coat; AP-2 adaptor complex. The coding region runs from base 1 to 2829 and encodes 942 amino acids. NCBI's taxonomy places the organism in Eukaryota, Fungi, Ascomycota, Dothideomycetes, Mycosphaerellales, Mycosphaerellaceae. The record is from RefSeq and is a predicted model, not a curated record.